Messenger RNA from Miscanthus lutarioriparius, 1101 nucleotides. NCBI's taxonomy places the organism in Eukaryota, Viridiplantae, Streptophyta, Magnoliopsida, Poales, Poaceae. The record is from the annotation of a GenBank genome assembly.
AUGCCGCCGAAGAAAGCGGCGCCGUCGAAGGCGGAGCUGGCCAAGAAGCAGAAGGUCGUGGAGGACAAGACCUUCGGGCUCAAGAACAAGAACAAGAGCAAGAACGUCCAGAAGUACGUCCAGUCCCUGCACCAGGCCGUCCAGCCCAAGCCUGACCCGUCCAAGACCGCCGCCAAGAAGAAGAAGGAGGAGGAGAUGGCGCGCGAGAAGGAGCUUAAUGAUCUGUUCAAGGUUGCCGUCAGCCAGCCCAAGGUCCCUGUUGGUGUUGAUCCCAAGUCAAUAGUGUGUGAGUUCUUCAAGGCUGGCCAGUGCCAGAAGGGUUUUAAGUGCAAAUUCUCUCAUGACCUGAAUGUCCAGAGGAAGGGUGAAAAGAUUGAUAUCUACACAGACAAGCGUGAUGCAGAAACCAUGGAGGACUGGGAUCAGGAAACUCUCGAGAAGGUUGUUGAAUCUAAAAAGACGGAGUAUCAGCAAAACAAACCUACCGAUAUUGUAUGCAAGUACUUUCUUGAUGCUGUGGAGAAGAAACAGUAUGGAUGGUUCUGGGUUUGCCCAAAUGGUGGCAAAGAGUGCCAUUACAGGCAUGCCCUUCCGCCCGGAUAUGUACUGAAAUCACAAAUGAAGGCCUUACUAGAGGAAGAGAGUGAGAAGAUAGCUAUUGAAGAUGAGAUUGAAGAUCAGCGUAAAAAGACAAAGACUACAACCCCUAUGACGACGGAAUUAUUCAUGGAAUGGAAGAGGAAGAAGGCAGAAGAAAGAGAAGCUGGUCAGGCUGCCUUGAAAGCUGAGAGGGCUAAGAAUGAUCGCAUGAGUGGUCGUGAGUUGUUCAUGGUUGAUGCAAGUGUGUUCGUUGAUGAUGCUGAAGCAUAUGAAGUAUAUGAAAGAGAGGAAGAGUCUGAGGCCAAUGAAGAAUCGAGCAAUAAAAGUCAGGAUGCAGGUCCAAGUUCAUCAACAUGUAAUGGCAAGGAGGUUGAGGAGCCUGACGACGAAGAUAUCGAUGUUGAUGAUGACUUAGACAUUGAUGAAUUGAAUGAACUUGAAGCAAGCCUGUCGAGAACUUCCAUCCAAAUUCGAGAGCCUGGCGAGGGAACAUCAUCUUGA